UAGCCACUACGCGAUCGAGAAGUCUCAAACUCGGUUAGGACGUCGUUAUAGUCCUAGAGGCGUGCCCAGAAGUCCGCAGGCGACGGUAGCGAUCGUAGUAAACGCAUAAGCUUCUCCUCUUAUAAACCAAACAUAAAUGUUCAGACGAAGCGCGCGUGCGACGAUAACAAUUUGAAAAUUGAAAAUUCCGAGUGCGUCUUUUACGGGGAAAGUUCGUACCAUUAACUUUCGAGACGUUUGCGUCUGUUUUAAGAUAUCGUUGUUUCCCGAAAUAACGAGUGAUUAAACAUUGUGCACACAUUGGAAACCGACGACAAAAGACUAAAAUUAAACGCCUCGGUUAUACUUGCAGUUUCAAAACUGAUUGAUGUCUAGAAGAAAAACCAGUCGAAAAAUAUGUCUCUUCUGGCGAUCAUUUUUUGUUUGGGACUAUUUUUGCAGUCUGGGGCACUUAAACACAACGACGACAACCUGAACAGGAUAGAUGUUUCGAAUUCGUCCGAACCAGUACCAUCUGAAGAUGGUCAUGAAGAAGAAGAUGUAGGAGGUAAAGUAUCCACCGGGGGUCAUGUGGACGAGAAUGCAACUUUGCAAGCCCCAACAUGGGCUAGAAAAAUGUUGAAAACCCAUGUGAAGCCGGCAGGGAAUAUGAUAAGUUUGAAAUGUAAAGCCCACGGUAAUCCAACGCCUAACAUAACAUGGUACAAAAACAAUUCAAAACCUGGAAGGAGUCUUGGCGAUUUUCGGUACGGAACGUGGUCAUUAACAUUAGAAGACCUCACCCUAAGUGACAUUGGUAACUACACCUGCGUGGUUUGCAACAUUCUAGGGUGUAUCAAUCACAGCUUCUCGCUGGACGUAAUAGAACGUUACCCGUCAAAACCGCACAUUAAAGAAGGUUACCCUCAUAACGUAACAGCGGAGGUAAACACCACGGUGGAAUUUGAAUGUCCACAAGUUCUUAUGGAUUUACAUCCCUACAUAUACUGGAUAAAGAGUUCGAAUAUAUCGUUUGAUUUUAACAAAACGAGCCCAAGCGAUGCUAUCAUUCAGACUAAUGAGAACGAAAUCCCAGAAAUUUUGGUUUUGCACAAUGUAACAUACGAAGACGAAGGAUGGUAUACGUGUGUCGCAGCAAACAGCUUAGGAAGGUCUUACUCGCAUGGCUAUUUACAAGUCGUUGACCAUCUACCUAAAGAUAUUCGCCCUAAAUCAAUUCUUAUACCGAGCUUAAUUGGGGUCGUUUGUCUUCUUUCUGUAUUCGCUUUAAUUACUGUAGCAGUAGUGAUGAGAAAAUUAAAACGCGAGAAAAUGAAAAAACUUAUGGCCAUGGAAAAAGCCGCAAGAGCAGCGGUUAUCACCCAAUGGACGAAAAAAGUUAUCGUGGAAAAACUUCAAAAUAGUUCCGCGGGUGUAACGGAACCACUGCUGAUGCCAGUUGUCAAAAUUGAAAAACAGAAAACGCAAUUAAAUAAUUCGUCAGAUAUGAUUUCCGAAUACGAACUUCCUAUGGAUUCAGAAUGGGAGAUUUCUAGAGAAAAAUUAUGUCUUGGAAAAGUAUUAGGAGAAGGAGCGUUUGGAAAAGUGGUCAAAGCCGAAGCCAAUGGACUAAUAAAACAUGGACAAACUUCAGUGGUUGCGGUCAAAAUGUUAAAAGAGGGUCAUACUGAUAACGAAAUGAUGGAUUUGGUAUCCGAAAUGGAAAUGAUGAAAAUGAUCGGAAAACAUAUCAACAUAAUAAACUUAUUGGGGUGUUGCACUCAAGGCGGUCCUCUUUAUGUUGUUGUCGAGUAUGCACCCCACGGUAACUUAAGGGACUUUUUACGGCAACAUAGGCCCUCGUCUGGUUACGAACCUGCUGUGGGAAUGACCCAAAAAGAGCACAAAACGUUAACACAAAAGGAUCUCGUUUCGUUUGCAUAUCAAGUAGCAAAAGGCAUGGAGUAUUUAGCUUCUAGACGAUGCAUCCAUCGGGAUUUGGCAGCAAGGAAUGUUUUAGUAAGUGACGAUUAUGUACUAAAAAUAGCCGAUUUCGGACUUGCGAGAGAUAUCCAUUGUAAUGACUAUUAUCGAAAAACAACAGACGGACGACUGCCGGUUAAAUGGAUGGCCCCAGAGGCGUUAUUUCACAGGGUUUAUACCACACAAUCCGACGUAUGGUCGUAUGGAAUACUCCUCUGGGAGAUAAUGACAUUAGGAGGAACGCCGUACCCAUCGGUCCCAAGUGUAGAAAAACUUUUUCAACUUUUACGCGCGGGUCAUAGGAUGGAAAAGCCCCCAUGCUGUUCGUUAGAAAUAUACAUGCUAAUGAGAGAAUGCUGGAGUUUCCAACCAAACCAAAGACCUGUGUUUUCAGAAUUAGUGGAAGAUUUAGAUAGGAUUUUAACGAUAACUGCGAACGAAGAAUACUUGGAUCUUGGUCUACCUCAAGUAGACACGCCACCUUCGAGUCAAGAAUCUAGUGAUGACGAAGAGACAACAUCUCCGUUUCUAUUUGACUAGUCAAUUCUGUAAGAAUCUUUAAGUGUAGUAUAUGUAACUACUUGGUGCUUUUAUGCAUUUAUAUUGUAAAACUGUGCCACUCGAUCAUAACAAACUAUAACGUUCAAUCAAAUAUUUACGCAUUAGUGGCAUUUUUAUGUUUUUAAAACAGUAUAGUUUAUUGUUAUGUUCUAAAACUAAUGACAACUUUUAAACUUAGAGACAGCAAGCACGUAUAGACCACUUUUUAUGUCUUUUGAAACUUCCUCUUAAUGAUCGAUUUCACUCUUCACCUGUGCCUUUUUUUUUGUUUCAUACUUUUUUCUAAUUAGUACAAUUUUAGUACAAAAUGAACGUUUUUAAUUAGCCGCUUUUGAAUUUAAUUUUGAAGGGGUAUUCAAAAGACUGAGAUAAAAUUAUUAUAGCAGGCUUUCUAGCUUGAUCAUGUAACACAAAACAUAAUAUGGAACUACAGUAUUAUCAAUCUUUGUACACCUCCUGUGUGUUAUGACUUUUGCAAGUGACAAAGUAUGAUUUAGAGAUUACCUAUUUAAUUCAUUUUGUACAUGUGUAGGAUAUGUGAAUGUAAUUGGUAGCUUUUGUAAAUUAUAAUUCUAAUUAUAAGUGUU
Molecule: messenger RNA, 3110 nt
Organism: Agrilus planipennis (emerald ash borer)
Lineage: Eukaryota; Metazoa; Arthropoda; Insecta; Coleoptera; Buprestidae
Product: fibroblast growth factor receptor homolog 1
Exons: 11
Coding region: 397-2502 (701 amino acids)
Biological process (GO): fibroblast growth factor receptor signaling pathway; protein phosphorylation; multicellular organism development
Cellular component (GO): signaling receptor complex; membrane
Molecular function (GO): fibroblast growth factor receptor activity; ATP binding
Source: RefSeq, a predicted model, not a curated record